This is a messenger RNA of Hordeum vulgare subsp. vulgare (domesticated barley), 2467 nucleotides long. RefSeq names its product serine protease SPPA, chloroplastic. Gene Ontology annotation, cellular component: membrane. Gene Ontology annotation, molecular function: peptidase activity. Bases 94 to 2259 code for a protein of 721 amino acids. The transcript is spliced from 12 exons. NCBI's taxonomy places the organism in Eukaryota, Viridiplantae, Streptophyta, Magnoliopsida, Poales, Poaceae. The record is from RefSeq and is a predicted model, not a curated record.
UCCCUCCCACCACUCCACCCAUCCCCCGACGCCGCGACCACGGGCGCGGCUCUUCCAUCCCGCCCUUCCUUCCUCCCCGAAGCUUCGGGAGCAAUGGCGAGGCUGCUCGUGCUCCGCUCGGCGCCUUACCACCGGUCCAGCCUCUCCGCCGCUGUCUCCUCCCGCUCGGCGUCCUUCCCCCGCCUCGCCCGCCGCCACCUCCCGUCGCCCCUCCGCGUGCCCGUCCGCGCCGUCGAGUCGUCCUCGGGGGCCACCAAGCAGGGGGAGGAGGCGCCUCUGGCCGCGGGCGAGGCCCAGGAGCCGCUGCCCACGGCGCCGGCGUUCGUGGUGGAGGAGCUCGGCUGGGGCACCCAGCUCGCGGUCAAGCUCAAGAUGCUCGUCGCCCCGCCGUGGAAGCGCGUCCGCAAGGGCAGCGUCCUCACCAUGACGCUUCGGGGCGAGAUAUCCGAUCAGUUGAAGACCCGCUUCUCGUCAGGGCUCUCACUGCCGCAAAUCUGCGAGAAUUUUGAGAAGGCAGCGUAUGACCCGCGGAUAUCAGGGAUUUAUCUGCACAUAGAGCCGUUGAGCUGUGGAUGGGGAAAGGCGGAGGAAAUCAGAAGGCACAUUGUGGAUUUCAAGAAAUCUGGUAAAUUUGUUGUCGGUUACAUGCCUGUCGGAGGGGAGAAAGAAUACUACCUUGCUAGUGCAUGUGCUGAGCUGUAUGCACCGCCAAGUGCUUAUGUUGCUUUGUAUGGUCUAACCAUUCAGCAGACAUUUCUCAGAGGUGUGCUUGAGAAAGUUGGAGUACAGCCAGAAAUUCAACGAAUUGGUCGCUACAAAAGUGCUGGAGACCAACUUGGGCGGAAGAGCAUGUCAAAUGAAGUUAAGGAGAUGCUGGGUGCACUGCUUGAUAAUAUCUAUGGAAACUGGCUGGAUACAGUGUCUUCCACACAAGGGAAGAAAAAAGAAGAAAUUGAGGAAUUUGUCAACUCAGGAGUCUAUCAGGUCGAGAAACUUAAGGAAGAAGGUUGGAUAACGGAUCUAUUGUAUGAUGAUCAGGUAAUGACAAUGCUGAAAGAGAGAGUAGGACAGAAUGACAAGAAAAGCCUGCGUACGGUUGAUUACAGUAAAUAUUCAGGUGUAAGAAAAUCAACUCUUGGGAUAGGAGGAGGAGGAGACUUAAUUGCAGUAAUCAGAGCAUCUGGAAGCAUAACACGAACUCGAAGUGGCCUGAGUAUUUCUAGUUCGGGCAUUAUUGCCGAGCAAUUAAUCAAGAAGAUACGUACUGUUAGAGAGUCAGACAAGUAUAAAGCUGUUAUUCUUCGUAUAGACAGCCCUGGUGGUGAUGCUCUUGCUUCUGAUCUGAUGUGGAGGGAAAUUCGACUCCUGGCUGACUCGAAGCCUGUGAUAGCUUCCAUGUCUGAUGUUGCUGCAAGUGGUGGAUACUACAUGGCAAUGGCUGCACCAGUUAUUGUUGCUGAGAAACUUACUCUGACAGGAUCAAUUGGAGUUGUUACAGGUGAUCCUUGUUACCUUCUAUUCAUUCUUGCUAAGACUAGAACAAGUUCCACAGUGCGAAUUCUAUGUUCUCUUCCAACAAUCUCAACUUUGAGCUUACAUCUAUUCUACUCUAUCUUAGUUUGGAUAGUGAAUUUGAUUGUCGUGAGUGUUUGUUUCUUAUCUUACUAUUUCUGUAUUGGACUAACAGGAAAAUUUAUCCUUCAAAAGCUGUAUGAGAGGAUUGACUUCCAUAAAGAAAUUCUAUCUAGGGGUAGAUAUGCAGAGCUUAAUGCAGCUGAUCAACGCCCUUUAAGACCAGACGAGGCAGAACUUUUUGAGAAGUCGGCGCAAAAUGCUUACGCAUCGUUUCGAGAUAAAGCAGCCAUGUCACGCUCAAUGAGUAUUGACCAGAUGGAGAAUUUUGCACAAGGUCGAGUUUGGAGUGGCCAAGAUGCAGCUUCAAGAGGGUUGGUUGAUUCGCUAGGUGGAUUCUCACAAGCGCUUGCUAUUGCAAAACAGAGAGCUAAGAUACCACAGGAUAAGAAGGUCCGGCUAGUUGAGAUCUCAAAGGCCUCGCCGACGCUACCGGAGAUCUUGUCAGGUAUUGGGGGUUCAAUUCUUGGAGUUGACAGGGUCGUGAAGGGGGUGCUGCAGGACGUCACCUCCUUAAAUGGAGUCCAAGCUAGAAUGGAUGGCAUCUUGUUUGAAAGACUGGAAAACAUGCCAGGAGAAAAUCAGCUCUUCUUGCUGGUAAAGGAAAUCACAAAUUAUUUCGGUUGAUCACCGGUAAAUAGCCAAAGUUCUACGAAAAGCUGUAGAUAGGAGAACACAGAAGUAACAUGGCAAUAGACACCCACCCUACCUAAAUUCAGGUAGAAUACAAUACAUUUGGUACUGAGUCAUGCUUGUAUCGAUGCAUAUGCAAGCGUUGUAACCUGUAACCGCCAUACUGAAAAUGCGAGAAAUGUCAGUUCUCGUGUUUGCUUUA